Molecule: messenger RNA, 711 nt
Organism: Drosophila sechellia
Lineage: Eukaryota; Metazoa; Arthropoda; Insecta; Diptera; Drosophilidae
Exons: 1
Coding region: 116-262 (48 amino acids)
Source: RefSeq, a predicted model, not a curated record
CAACUGUUAUCAAAGAAUUAUGUUUCCCUUGCAAUAAAAGCUAAGGCUUAUUUGAAUUUCUAGUCACACCGAAACCCUCUAAACUACACAAAGUGAUAAGUAAGACGUUUGGAGAAUGAAUCAUAGGAGGACGCCCUGCCCCCCACUAAACACCACCGCAACCACAAUGAAGAAAUGUGUAAUUGCCUGUUCGUCUAUCGGUUCUCCGUCAACGUCGUGCUGUUCUCAUUGGCCACGAUUAUUCUCAUCCUCCGCAUGGUGAGCUGAUCCAGGAUGGGCGCGGGGAUCCCCUUCCAGCCGACAAAUUCUUGUUUCUUAUUAUCUUUUAUAAAGAAACCUCACUAAGCGCACAAAUAAAUAUUUGUUGAGCUGUAGAAAUGGUACAGGAAGCGGGGUACUGUGACGGGAUUAUCACUUGACGACGCACCUAAGCUCACAUCGACAUGACUCCAUUCAUAUGACUCCAACUCCAGCGCCAUUGUUCUGGCCCAAGUAUCAGGAACAACAGCGGAGUGCACUACAAAGACGAGUGUCCUGUGUGCUGGAUCUGGUCAACUUGGCUCAGUCCUCCCUGCGUUCCGGUUCGGUUUCCUUAUUCUUGGCUGGGAGCACCUCACAACAAUCUCGUUAAGCGUAAAGGCCAAAUUAUAGUAAAACUAACAGAAGGCAAAAGGUAAUCACAUAAAAAGCUUGUUAGAUAACAACGUGCGA